Molecule: messenger RNA, 1221 nt
Organism: Micromonas pusilla CCMP1545
Lineage: Eukaryota; Viridiplantae; Chlorophyta; Mamiellophyceae; Mamiellales; Mamiellaceae
Exons: 3
Coding region: 1-1221 (406 amino acids)
Biological process (GO): [2Fe-2S] cluster assembly
Cellular component (GO): mitochondrion; cytosol
Molecular function (GO): pyridoxal phosphate binding; cysteine desulfurase activity
Source: RefSeq, a predicted model, not a curated record
AUGCGAGGCCGCCCCAUGUACCUCGACAUGCAAUCGACGACGCCCGUGGAUCCGCGCGUUCUCGACGCGAUGAUGCCCUACCUCGUCGAACAGUACGGCAACCCGCACUCGCGGACGCACAUGUACGGCUGGGAGGCGGAGGACGCGAUCGAGGCGGCGCGUGCCGACGUCGCGAAGGCGAUCGGCGCGAACGCGAAGGAGAUCAUCUUCACGAGCGGCGCGACGGAGAGCAACAACAUGGCGAUCAAGGCGCGUUCUGGCGUCGCGAAUUUCUACUCGGGGAAGAAGAAGCACGUCAUCACGACGCAGACGGACCACAAGUGCGUGCUGGACUCGUGCCGGUGGCUGCAGCAGCGCGGGUGGGACGUGACGUACUUGCCCGUGAAGUCGAACGGUUUGAUCGACCUCGAGGAGCUGCGCGGCGCGAUCCGCGACGACACCGCGAUCGUCUCGGUGAUGGCGGUGAACAACGAGAUCGGCGUCGUGCAGCCGUUGAAGGCGAUCGGCGAGCUGUGCCGCGAGCGCAAGGUGUUCUUUCACACGGACGCCGCGCAGGCGGUGGGGAAGAUCCCGAUCGACGUCGAGGACAUGAAGAUCGACCUGCUCUCGAUCAGCGGGCACAAGGUGUACGGCCCGAAGGGCGUCGGCGCCAUCUACGUGCGGCGGCGGCCUCGCGUGAGAAUGGAGCCGCUCAUCAGCGGCGGCGGCCAAGAGCGCGGGCUGCGCUCCGGCACGCUCCCGACGCCGCUCGUCGUCGGGCUCGGAAAGGCGUGCGCGGUCGCGUUGGAGGAGAUGGAGCACGAUCGCCAGCACGCGACGAGGCUGUCGAGGCGACUGAUCGACGGCAUCAGGCGCGUUCUCCUUACGCUGCUCAACGGCGACGCGGACGCGCGGUAUCCGGGCAACGUGAACAUGUCGUUCGCGUACGUCGAGGGCGAGUCUCUACUCAUGGGCCUGAAAGAGAUCGCCGUCAGCAGCGGCAGCGCGUGCACGUCCGCGAGCUUGGAGCCGAGUUACGUCUUGAGAGCGCUCGGCGUGGACGAAGAGAUGGCGCACACGUCGAUUCGGUACGGCGUCGGGCGGUUCACGACGGAGGAGGAGGUGGACCGAGCGGUGGAGCUGACGGUGGAGCACGUGGCGAAGCUGCGGGAGAUGAGCCCGCUGUGGGAGAUGGUUCAGGAGGGGAUCGACCUGAAGAGCAUCCAGUGGAGUCAGCACUAG